This is a messenger RNA of Plodia interpunctella (Indianmeal moth), 2416 nucleotides long. Its product is annotated as odorant receptor Or1-like. Bases 320 to 1495 code for a protein of 391 amino acids. Gene Ontology annotation, biological process: sensory perception of smell; detection of chemical stimulus involved in sensory perception of smell. The transcript has 8 exons. NCBI's taxonomy places the organism in Eukaryota, Metazoa, Arthropoda, Insecta, Lepidoptera, Pyralidae. Gene Ontology annotation, molecular function: odorant binding; olfactory receptor activity. Gene Ontology annotation, cellular component: plasma membrane. The record is from RefSeq and is a predicted model, not a curated record.
UUUUAUUAGUAGUAUCUAGUAUAUUUAGUUUUUAGUAAUUUUUUGACAUCAAAAUAAGUGAUGUAUAUCAUCCUAAGUGAAAUAUAUAAUUUUGAAUGUGAAUUCAUGAAUUUGUAUGAACUUAUUUCUGAAAAUAUCUGUCUGGGGUAGUAAAUGCAUCAUACUGUAGGUAGUUCAAACUAGCUGUUCCUAUAAUUACAAACGCAGAACAUUUACACCCCCCACCCACAAAGUGAAAUUAAAAUUGAAUUAUAUUCACUACACUUUUACUGUCUAAUUUCUGUCGCUUCAUUUUCAAACAUACUUUAUUUUUUGAAAAAUGGAGUUGUAUUCAACUUAUGAGUCUAUUAGACCCCAUUUUGAAGCAUUAGCCUAUUUGGGUUACUUCAAAAUCGUCAUGAAAGAUGUGUCUCGUACGAAACGCAUCCUACAUAAUUGCUAUAGAGGUUUGGUCGGUAUAGCUGUUCUUUUGUACAUAUUUCAGCAUUUUAUUAGUGUGGUUCAGGCCCGCAACAACACGGACAAGAUGGCGGACACUCUAUUCAUUCUGCUGACCGUACUGACUUGUGUAGCGAAGCAGAUGGCUUUCAAUGUUCGCGCUGGGCGGCUGGAACAACUCCUCUCAUCUGUCAACGGGCCAAUGUUUGCAGCAACGAAUCCCCACAACCUGGGUCUAUUAAAAGCUAAUGCCCGCUCCAUGCGCCGUCUGCUCACCACAUACCAAAUGUCCGUGACCGUCACCGCGACACUCUGGGCAAUCUUACCGUUAAUCAACAGAGCCCUAAGCGAGGAGGUCAAGUUUACCGGGUAUAUACCCUUCGAUACGCAGAACACUAUCACCUUUGUGAUAGUGGUGGUCUAUAUGAAUUUCCUGAUAGGGUUCCAAGGGAACGGCAACGUCACUCUAGACUGCACAAUAGUGGCGCUGUAUGCUCUGGCCAGGGUGCAGGUCCAGAUGUUGAGGUACAACUUGGAGCACAUGGCGGAUGAUGAAGGGAAUAUGGUUAUGGAGAAUAAAAAACAUGGCACUGGCGUGUAUCAACGGAGAUUGGAGAAGUGUGUCAAACAUUAUAGACAAAUUAAUCGGUUUUACAAAGAAGUGGAGUCUAUUUUCGCUGAAGCUAUGACAUUCCAGUUUCUUGUGAUAGCCUGGGUGAUCUGUAUGACCGUUUAUAAGAUUGUUGGGAUGGCUCUGUUCUCAGCAGAGUUCGUAUCGAUCCUCGCGUACCUCCUCAUCAUACUUGGACAACUAUUCAUCUACUGCUACUACGGAUCACUGUUCAAAAUAGAGACUGAAUACAUAAACCAGUCGGUAUACUUCAGCGACUGGCUGUCCUUUGACCCUGGCUUCCGCCGCCAGCUCCUGGUCUUCAUGACUCACUGCGUCCACCCCAUCAAGCCUAUGGUCGCCAACAUCGUGCCAAUAACUAUGGACACUUAUAUUACGGUCCUGAAAUCUUCAUAUUCUUUAUUCACUUUCUUGGACCGACAUUGAACGAAGUUUAUAUAAACUAAUCAAUUUUUUUUAUGUACACUUUAGUUAAAAUAAUACAGCACAUACUUAGAACCACAGGUUAUAUGUAUAAUACUAAACUAUAAUAAUAAAAUAAUAGUAUUAAGGUUAAAAUGAUACGAUAACAAAAAUGCAGCUAUUCUGUCGUCCAUUUAUUUAUAACAAACAUUAUACAGACAUCUUACAUCUAGAUUGUAACUAUGAUAUGCAAGAGCGACAUUUUAACUACUGCAAUAUGCAAUAAACAUUAUAUUAUUUGUAUGUAUUAUAAAUGUAUAUUAAAUGGAAUUCACACCUUUUGUUUAGGAUGAGAAUAUCUAAUUAAAUACAUAAAGAAUAACUAAUGUCAUUUUAAUACAUGCGAGAACAAAAUUGAAAAUAAAUAAAAAUGAAAAUACUAUUUUCUUUAUUUUAUUUUAGCAAUAUAUUUGAUGUUUUGGCAACAUGUUUGUUACAAAUCCAACACUAUAUUUAGCUAAAUCUUGAUAGUAUUGGUUGAGUGCCAAAUUUUAAUGGUAUCUUUAUGUUUUGUUCCGCUUUUAAACCCCGACGUUGCAAUAGAUAUGUUUGAAAAUAUGUAGGUAUAUUUGAAUAGGUAUACGUAUAUAUACAGGUACAUCUGAAAUUUAGGAAUUUAAUUCCUUGUAAAUUUUUAGAUUUUCUGGAUCUAUAUUUAGCAAUAGACAACUUAUUUUUAUUUACUAUUGUCUGGUUAAUUUUGUACCUUUAUAUUUAGGGUGAAUACAUGUGUAUUUAAAGCGAGUGACUAGUAUUGAAAUAACUAAUGGUUGAAAGUUUUCAACGACUCCUUCAAAGUUUCAACAAAAAUGAAUAGAAUAUACCUAUUCAUAAUUCAAUAAAAUCUUAAUAGUUCUACAAUUUUUUUUCACCAUUUUAAUGUUG